This is a messenger RNA of Symbiodinium sp. CCMP2592, 756 nucleotides long. The record is from the annotation of a GenBank genome assembly. Lineage: Eukaryota; Dinophyceae; Suessiales; Symbiodiniaceae.
AUGCUUCCGCCAGCCCAGCUUGGUGUAAUGAAGCUCAAGUCCAAGUUUACUUUCAUCGAUGUCGAGGAGCAGUCGCCGAGUCUCAAGCGUUGCGCGAGCACGCCGGCAAUGUCGACGGAUCCUGGCAACACGGCUCACUGCGAGGACGACUACUUGGCAGGGCUCCUGGACGAGGCCAGGCUCUCACUCCCACUUGCCAUCCCACGCAGGGCUCUGGGGGAAAACUCAGGUGACAUCGCCUUUACCCCAACACCGGCACUGCAAAGCAUUGAAGUGGCUUGUCACCAAGACUCAGAUGUCGCCGGGAGCCUCGGGCAUCCCUAUUUCUGCCGCCGGCCUUGCCUUUUCCUGGCAUUGGGCACGUGCCGAAAUGGAAUGGCUUGCAAGUACUGCCAUCAUGCCCACGACAACGACAAGCCGCAGUCAUUUUCGAAGCGCACUCGUGAGAGGAUGAAUCGCAUGAAGGGCUCCGAGAAGCUGCGGUUGCUUCGUGAUAGCUUGCGCCAAAAGGUGCAGAAAGUUCCGGAGUUAGCUUCGCAGGUGACGGGUCUUGUGGAUGUCAUUGAGGAAGGGCUAUGUCACGAAGCCCAAGAGUCGUCAGGAUCCACGGGCUCGCGACUUCACGAGAAGGUCGCUGUCAUGUCCGUGUCUGCCAUGCUGGGUGACAUGUUCACCCUGAGCAUUGAGCCGGACAUUCGACGUCGCCUACAGGAAGAGCUCCAACGUCUCCGCAUCAAAGCCUGCCUUGACGCCUGA